AUGCUGUGUGUUUCAUCUGUAAAUACUUAUUUUAAAAACACAGUCGCUGAAGUAAGGCAGCAUUAUAAAAUGAAAGAAACGGCAGCAACAAAUGGCCCUGAAGGAACUGUUUCCAGCAAAACACAGGAGUCAUUGGUACUUCUCGAACGAUGUAUGGAACAGCUACGAGAUAACGUUAAGAAUGUAAACGAGGACUAUCUUGAUGACAUUGACCUGCGUACGCUGCUAACAACUCAGGUGGAGAACCUUCAUGCAGUCUCCCACUUCAAAAACGAGACUUUCACUGCUCUUCAGCAUGCUCAAGACUUUGGAACAAUUUCAAAGGAAUCUUUAAAGAGAACACCGAAGUGGGGUGCGAAGUACUUCACACUUCAGAAGUCUUAUUAUCCAGUGCCUAAAUCCGGUGUGGAGUUACGGGACGUAAAUUUGAUGAAAGCCUCUCCAGCUGGUAACCUUGAUCCCAACAUUGAGGCAGCCAUUAAGGAAUUGGUUGACAGGUAUCGACCUGUCAGGCAAAGGACGGCAAGAAGCGAAUCAAUAAAAGACAAAGCGGGAACCGAGCCGCCAGCUGUAUAUUCCAGUACGCCAUCAUGUACUAGAGUAACAUUCCAAGAGGAUGUUCAAGACGAUCCAGGGACAGGCAAUGAAGAACGAGUCGACCAGGAUACAAAUAUUCCACGAGCUACAAACGAAGUACCGAGAAUCACCUUCGUUGACGAAAGCAUGCUCGGAGUUGUCGCAGUUGGUGACGUGAGAGACCUCCCCGAGCAAGAGGAUGAAUUCGACACCGACUCGGAGGGCGAUGCGGACAAUGAUACAGACAUAACGUUCAGCAGAUUUGGUUGCGCCACCCGCGCUCAUUUCCGCCUUGAUCUCUAG
Pocillopora meandrina is the source of this 879-nucleotide messenger RNA. The record is from the annotation of a GenBank genome assembly. NCBI's taxonomy places the organism in Eukaryota, Metazoa, Cnidaria, Anthozoa, Scleractinia, Pocilloporidae.